GCGGCAGUCAGAGGAUGUGAAUGGAACACUGGGUAUUGGGCGAGGGGUCACUAACAAGGAUCAGUGAAUGGGAAAAGCUCUAAUGGAUUGGAGCCUCGCAUUUCAUCUGCUGCAAAUGAUCACUGGAUCUUAUUGUACUUUUAGCUUCAUGCACAUUUCUCUGCUAUUGGGUUAGACCUUCCUGACAAAGAGGCAAGGAAUUAGCAAGUGAAAGUGAACCCCACUUCAACAAACCUACUAAAAAAAAAACCCUGCAAACAUAUAUUUCCAUGUGUGUGAAGCUCCCUUAAGAUCAUUAUGUCUACCUGACAACGAGAUUCUGUUACAAAAGCUGCAAAUGCCAGAAAGUCAUCCUUGGUGAAGCCAAGGUUCUACAGAGACAGAAAUCUCUCCAUCUUUUUUUCCGCUGUGUGUGUUCCCUUUGAUCGUUCAAAACUGUUUCUCCAAAGAAUUUUGCAGAAACUAAGACUGUUUUCAAAAGCAGAAGCACCGCAGUCCUCAACUGAAGUGAUGGGCAGCGUGCGACCCAACCGUUACAGCGUUGUGUCUUCAGAAGAGGACGGGAUGAAGCUAGCCGCAAUGGCAGUUGCUAACGGAUAUGGGAAUGGAAAAAGCAAAAUCCACACCCGGCAACAGUGUCGGAGUCGGUUUGUGAAGAAAGAUGGGCACUGCAAUGUCCAGUUUAUUAAUGUCAGCGAGAAAGGACAGCGAUAUCUAUCUGAUAUCUUCACCACAUGUGUGGACAUUCGUUGGCGCUGGAUGCUGGUCAUCUUUUGCCUGGCUUUCAUUCUUUCUUGGCUCUUCUUUGGCUGUGUCUUUUGGCUAAUUGCUUUGCUACACGAGGACUUAGGUGCACCAGAAAGCCACAAGCCAUGUGUCACCCAAGUCAGCAGCUUCACGGCUGCUUUCCUUUUCUCCAUUGAAACCCAGACGACAAUUGGCUAUGGUUUCCGGUGUGUCACAGACGAAUGCCCUAUUGCGGUGUUCAUGGUGGUUUUCCAAUCUAUCGUGGGCUGCAUAAUUGAUGCCUUUAUAAUUGGUGCAGUGAUGGCUAAAAUGGCCAAGCCAAAAAAGAGAAAUGAAACUCUUGUUUUUAGUGACAAUGCAGUAAUAGCCAUGCGAGAUGGAAAGUUGUGCUUGAUGUGGCGAGUAGGAAACUUGAGAAAAAGCCACCUAGUUGAAGCUCAUGUGAGGGCCCAGCUCUUGAAAUCUCGCAUUACUUCAGAAGGGGAGUAUAUCCCCUUGGAUCAAAUAGACAUUAAUGUUGGUUUUGAUAGUGGAAUAGACCGAAUAUUUCUAGUUUCUCCAAUAACAAUUGUUCACGAAAUUAAUGAAGAAAGUCCUUUAUAUGAUCUCAGCAAACAAGACUUGGACAAUUCUGACUUUGAAAUUGUUGUGAUAUUGGAAGGAAUGGUAGAAGCCACAGCAAUGACCACACAGUGCAGGAGCUCCUACCUGGCUUGCGAAAUCUUAUGGGGCCAUCGGUAUGAACCUGUUCUUUUUGAAGAAAGAAAUUAUUACAAAGUUGAUUAUUCACGAUUCCACAAAACAUAUGAAGUGCCCAACACUCCUCUUUGUUGUGCCAGGGACUUAGCUGAGAAGAAGUACAUUCUUUCAAAUACGAACAACUUUUGCUAUGAGAAUGAAAUAUCUCUCACAAGCAAAGAGGAAGAAGGCAGUGACAAUGGGGUUCCUGACAGCAUGAGCACAGACACACAUCCCGAAAUGGACCAUUGCAACCAAGUUCCUCUUGAAUCCAGACCUCUUAGACGAGAAUCUGAAAUAUGACUCAUAAACUGCUUGUUCAAAAUAAUUGGUCAGCACCAAAUGCUGGACAUGGGCCCAUUUCAGUUCUCAGACCUUGGUACUCUAGGUAAGGGGUGUUUAAAGAAAAACAGCUGGAUAACCAAGGCUGGACUAAAAGCAACUGCAGAUAUGAUGUCCUUCGACACAAAUCUAUAUAGUACGAUAUAGAAAGUGCUGCAUAUGAAUGCAUAGCGCUAAUGCAGUACCAUUUGUUGACCUCUGGCUCACACAUGCCACAAUCUGACAUCCUAUACUUUUGCACCAGUUGCUCUAGGGUUAAAUACAGCAUCUUUUAAAGUGGACAGGUGGAAGUUGAAGCACUAAACAAUUUGAAGUGUAAUCUGAAGGCACAUAAUGUUGUACAAUUUGUAUAAAUAUAAAUAUAUAAAAUAUUGUUAUAUUUUUUGACAAAACUUGAACUUGCAGGCAAGCUUGUUAAGUUUUCAGUUUUAUCUAAUAUUGGGAACAAGUCCAUUUUUAAUGGCAUAACAAUGGGCAAAAUUCUGCCUUAAAUUCUAAAAUGCUGCUACUUACCUACACCUACGCUGUGUUGCAGUGGUGUACAUUUUUGUAUUGUAUUUCUUAUGUAUUGAGGAGAAAGAGGUGUCACAGAAGUGUUGGCCCUUAAAUGCCAAAAAUAAGUGUAGUGAUGUAUGCUAUUUAAACAUGCUCGUAGAAAUUCUAUCCAAAAUCCCCUAUCUUUUUGGAGAAGCCUUAAAAAUAAUGCAAGGGCCUCUCUCUAUAAGUGUGCUUUUUUCAAUCUAUACAUUUUCUAUGUAGAAACAAACUUCUGAUAAAGUAUCAAAUAAAUUAGGAACUAGAAGUAUGAGAAAUCUGGAACAGAUCCCUACCUAUCAGCAGAUAUUAAAGAUGAAUUCUAUACACAAUAGACCUGUAGCUGGCACAAAACAAGGUCUACUCUAUAUGUCGGGAGUAGUAGAAUUACAACUCUUCUGGGCAAUCACAAAAAGUAAAAAUAGCACUUUUUGUUUUUUUAGAAAAAAAUGACAUUCCAAAUGUUGUGGUUUGAAGGUGAAUCAGCAAAUUUAUAAACUAUUUUAACACCAUUAUCUACAAUUGUAAGAGUUCCCACCUCAGAAAUUUAGUCAAAGAAAAUGAAUGUUGGCCUUACCACAGAUUCUGAGGAAUCCAUCUCAAGACUCAAGAUCACAUUUAUGGGGGCAUUAACUGACAAGCACACACUAAAUUUCCCCUGAGCGUGUUGGAAAGAUUUAUAGCUGCUAUGAAUAAUUUGUAUGUUUGCAAAGUUCAGAGAGUUUAUUUUGAGAGAAAGGGGAGAGGCGGAUGGUGGAUUGAUCUUGUAUCAAACAAAAAUACAAAAAAAGCAUUGGAAAAAAGGAGAAUCUCAUUUGGAACUGAUGGAACACAUUGGAAAAAAUUAUUAUUUGGAGCAGAUGAUACUGUAAAAGAGUUUCUAAUAACUGUAAACAUGGAAAAGUGAAAUCUUUGAUUCAUUCCUUUAGUUUGGCUGGGAGUUUGUUGGUAUGAAGCACCAGAUGUGAGCCAUAUUGACAUUUUUCUUGACAAGGGCAGUCUAGGACUUCACAGUAUAGGCGGGGUAUUGCAGAUUAAUUUAUUAAAAGGGAUGUGCUACGUACAUAUUCCAAUAAAUACUUUUAUAAUAGCUUAUUUAUUAAAUAAAAAUGCCCCCCUUACUUUAUCUUCAUCUUUAAUUCAUUUCUGUAGUUUUAGAACAAGUAUGCAUAUUAAAAUAAGAUCAUAUAGUUUCUGAACUCUUUUACAGUAUUUGAAAAACUGUAUGCCAUUAAAAAUAAUCUUGUCCUAAUGAAUGGAAACCUGUGAAGGCCUUCAGGCCCUUAACAAAUGUCCUGCAAUGAAAGGGUGGUUUGUAACGCGGUUAAUAGUAUUGUUGGUAUUGAAACCAGAACAAGUUGGUGUUGCUAGGAUCCGUCACUCUUGCAAAGGUCAGAACCUUUAAAGUAAUGGAACCCACGGUGAAAUGGAAGUCCAAGUAGAAGUUAAUUAAAAUUUCAUUUACCUGCUGCUAAUAUAUUUGUUAAAAGGGAAGACAACAAACCAAAGAGUAUUUUAUGAUAUGGAGUUAAUGUUAUUGAUAAUGAUGAAGGAGAAGACACGAUCAUGCAUGUUUUUGAGAUUUGUUAUUCUGUGGGUCUAGCCCCUUUGACUAAGGAUAAUGUUAAUUACUUCCCAGCUACCUAAAGUCUUUUAAUAUUAAAGAACGAUUGAUGUAAAGAUUUUUUCAACCUACUUUUCAUUGGCAUAACAUUCCACCAAACAAGUGAUUAAGGUUAUUUUAUGGAAAUGGACUGUUUCCACGGGGACAAGUGUGCCUCUUUUGUGACUUGUUCUCCAAAAAAUCCAGAAGGUUUGACAUGCCCACAAUGAUUAUAGAAAUGAGAUUUAACUUUAUGUAGCUGGUGGUAUAAAAUCCUUCUCAGUGUUGCUGAUUGGCACCUUUUGAGGUACAACACACCACAGCUGAGGGACUCUUUUCAGUUCUUUUUUUUUUUUCAAUCUCUUUACUCAUUGUAUUUUCUAGAGCACACAUGUUUUUUAAGACAGACAGCGUCUUUUUGCUACAGAUACAGUCAUGGUGAACUCCAAUGUGACUUCUAUGCACUUUGACUUACCUUCUACCCUGCACAACAACCUCUACUUGAUCCCCCAGACUAUUUUCAUAUUGUUUUGAAAAGUGUAAAUUUUUUUUUAUUAAGGUUAUCAAUUAUUUUGGUAUUUGAAGCCAAAUGUAAAUAAAAAAUCUAUAAAAACAAACAAGAAAAAACACAAAAUGCCAAUUAGAAGAAUAAGUGGCGUCUAGGCAAUGAUACCUAGAAUUUAAUCAAAUCUUCAAACCUCAAAAGGUCCCAGUGAUAGGGGCAUAUGUUAUUUAUUUAAGCAUGUUCUUUUUCAUUUGAAAGUGGACUGUAGUUACCAACCAAUUAGAAACUGUUCAUAGUUUCAGAAUUCUUAAUUAUUUGUUUUUGGUUACAUGCAGACAAAACCCUUUGUCUUUACCGGGUAGAUGUGCACUUUUUCUGAAAGGGAAUUGAAGGUCUUUAAUGAAAAAAAAUGUUUCAAUAAUUUUAUGGAAUGCAGACUAUCCAGUGUUAGUACACGAACAAGCCAUUUAAAAUGAGAAGUUGAAGUUUAUAGGUUGACAUGAAUUUCUUGCCUUCAGUCCUAUAAGAAUGUGGUGUCUUUUAGGGUAAAACAUGAUCUCAUUUUGCAGUUUCUUACCUAUAAAGUAUAAAUGGUUUCCAAUAUACAUUUAUCUACUAGUGAAACAUUUUUCAACUGGAAAGAUUGAUCUUAAAUGUCUAAAUUAUUGAACUUGCCCUUAUACUAAAGUUCAAGUGGCUUAAUAGUCCAUGGUUCCUCUAGAAGUCUACGGAGGUUGUGACUAUGGAUGGGAAGAUGUGUUAUGGCAUACUUAUUAACUAGAAUAUUUAGUGCCCAAAUGAAUGGUUUUUUUUUUUAUCAAUUUUUUUUUUUUUAAAUCAGUGAAGGGGGGCCCUAUUAUAUGCUAGAGAGGUGAUUGUCUGACACCCACCCUCCCUUAAAUUUUAAAUAUAUAGGAAAACAAUGAUGUAGUAACAUUUAAGCCAUAGUUGCAAGACAAUCAAGAACAGCAAAUUAGUGUUUUCAUUUUAUCUCUACAGUUUGGGAACCAGUGUGGUAUAGCAUUUCUCCCCAUCCACCUACCAACGUGUAGACCUCACAGAGGUUUCAGUGGGGCUCAUUUCUAAACCCCUGGCAAAUCUGCACUUGGACAGUAACUAAUGGCAACCAAUCAUAUUGUGUUUUACAACCUGCAGCUGGCUGAAAAAAAAGCUAAUCACUGAUUGGUUGCUAUGGGUUACUGCCUAGAUGGAAAUUUGCCCAAUGUUUAUAAUUAAGCCCCAGUAUGCUCUUGUGUCUGAAACCAUACACACACACAUAUAUAUAUAUAUAUAUAUAUAUAUAUAUAUAUAUAUAUAUAAAAAAUACAUGUGUGGGUGGUUGUUGAAAUCCACCUUUAUUCAGUGCAGCUUCUCUACACAGUUUCUCUGCUGCUUAAGAUGCUUAUCAAGACUUUUAUUUGCAGAGAAGCUACGUGGAACUGAAAAACAGCUUUCAUCUUUAAUAUCAAGCUGAAUUGUUAAAGCUCAUCAUCCAAACAUAAUUUUCACUAUCGCUCACCCUCAAUUAAACUGAAGCAACACUUGCAUCUCUUAUUUUGUGUUCAGGAGCUAAGAGAGGCACAAGAUUUUUUUUUUUUUUUUAACACUGAGAGUGGAUUUUAUAUGUGUUCUAAGGUAUCUUGUUUUUUCUUCCUGAAAUACUUGAAAUGAGACAUUAAGGGGGUGUCUUAACAGAACACUGCAUGUGAAAACACAUAUGGAGUUUAUUUUGUGUAAAUAUAAUGUAUGUAUAAAUAUUUGUCUAGUUAUCAAAAUCCAUAUUGUUUCUCAGCUUCCAAUGCUUUUGCAGUGAAGAUAUGAUAUAUAACUUUGUUUUGGGAGAUGUCCUUUUUGUGGUAAAAACAUGCUGUAGAUCACUAGAUGCCUUUUCAAUCUAUUCUCUUGCAAUCCAACAUUUAUACUGUGUUUUUAGUAAAAAAUCAUUUACUGCCAGAGUGGAAUUUCUAUUUCUAGCAGUUUCAGAAUUUCUAUUUCUAGCAGGGAAUGGGGGUCUGGGUGAUAUUGCUGACCUUCUGUUUCCUGAUUUAAAAGAAAGCCCUGGUCUCUUUAAUUCUAGACUUUUUACCUGCCAAUGUCUCCCAGGGCUAUGCACCUUACAGCCAAGUUGGCUAAUACCCUAUUAACCUCAUAAGUCUUAUGAUAAAUGUUGUAGUCAUUAUUUGGCUUCAAAUAUGCAGGAAAAAAAUAUUCAUAGAUAAAAGAAUAUUACAAACGACUGGUCUAGAUUACUAGGCAAAAGACUAAACCCCCCUCAAAUGUUACAUUAUGGAAAUGUGGGUAAAUUAUUAUAUUUAUUAAGCGAUAGCUAGUUUGAUGGCAGGAUUUCCCUUAACAGCUAAAGUUGGGAACAUUUUUUAUUUAUAUUAGAUUUCAAUCUUUUUGUUAAAGACAAAGGGUUUAAACUUGCAUCAGCCUUUUACCUUUUGUUAUGUCUGCUCUGAUAUUGGGGUAACUACAUGAGCAAAUGUACUGUAAUGUCAUUAAACUCUGGCUGCUGUUGGCUUAGUAAAGGUCAAAUGGCAUAGCCUGGUCAUCAUCUUUAGCCAAUGCUAAUUCUGGUUUGGACAGCUUCUGACAAUCAUUGUAAAUAUUUCAUUUCUGGUUGUAGCCUUUUUAUUGUAUCAAAGUCUUCCUAAAAUGUACUGCACAGAUUCGGGAUUGUACAGAUUUUUUUAAUUAAUAUUAUGUCUUAUUUUAUUAUUUCUAAAA
Messenger RNA from Xenopus laevis (African clawed frog), 7199 nucleotides. It is a transcript of the gene kcnj2.S, whose product is annotated as potassium inwardly rectifying channel subfamily J member 2 S homeolog. The transcript is spliced from 4 exons. The coding region runs from base 511 to 1788 and encodes 425 amino acids. The record is from RefSeq and is a predicted model, not a curated record. Lineage: Eukaryota; Metazoa; Chordata; Amphibia; Anura; Pipidae. Gene Ontology annotation, biological process: potassium ion transport; regulation of monoatomic ion transmembrane transport; potassium ion import across plasma membrane. Gene Ontology annotation, molecular function: inward rectifier potassium channel activity. Gene Ontology annotation, cellular component: membrane; T-tubule; plasma membrane.